UCGUUGCAAGAUGGCGGAGGAAGGUCUGUGGACUGAUGGAAGUGAGAGUUGAAACUUCAAAGUAUAUUAUACGAAAUUGUUCUCUUUUUGCUUCCAUAAGGGGAAAAAAAUAAGUAGUAAUCUCUAGAGUUAAAAAAUGCGUUGGAUGCUYAUGUUAGUGGUAGUCUUCUUGCACAUAAAUACUAUACAAUCGGAGAGUUCUUCAAGUCAGGCAUCCUACUCAGAUGUUCGUUGUAAAUGUGUGUGUCCAAAAGGAAAUAGUACAGAAAGAAAUGUUUUUGUUGCAACAGUUGAACCUGAGCAAUGCAAUUGUCAGCACAUUGUCAAACGCGAAGAAAACUUCUGCCUUAGGUGUCAAUGCAUGUAUGAGGCCAGGAACACUAUACUUAUAAAGGUGGUGAUUAUAUUCAUUAUUGUGUUGUUGGUUUGUCUGACUGUAUAUGCCAUUUAUCUGCUCGUCGACUCUAAAAUGUCUCCAGUGGAAAUCAGUGUUUCUUCAGAUGAGAUGCAGGAGAGACUGACAGCACGAACAAGAGGCGCUAGGAAUUUCAGUGUCAGGGCUUUUGAUCGCAGGCAUGCAAGAUGGAAACAACAAGUAGCAGCACAGAGGAGGCAUAUUUAUGAUACUCGAACAAUGCUCAGUUAAAGCGUUACAUUAGCGUGGUUAAAGACACACAUUUACUUACUCAAUUGGUUAGGAGCACGAUUGGUAGCAAUCUGAUCUGAAAUAGUGACGUAGAAAUGAUGWCACUGCAAGACUGAGGUGUCAUGAAGCCUGUGAAAAUUUACCAGCGAAAAAUGAAAACAUGCGCGCCACUGCAAUAAAAAUAUAUAACUCGUUUAUGGUGACACUGUUAUCAACGUUUUUCUUUCUUUUGAUGGCCUGGAAAUCAACAAUUUUAUCAGGAAAAUCGACACCUCAGUUUUGCAAAUUUCCUCGAUUCUCAUUGGCUAAAAACRAAUUUGGGGCCAGGAGGCAGCUCAGAAUUAUGUACCACUUUYUUUGUACCAAUGAACAUUGAAUUCAUUGAUUGCACGAAAGUGAAAGGUAACGGUAUAUCCAAUUGAAUCGGACCAAAUAAUGAUAAAGAUAAGCCAAAUCAUACCAAACUGAUGAACAAUGUAAAUGCAAGCUUACAUUAUCGAAAUGAAAGCAAUUGACAUCACGAUAAACUAGAUAUAUUUUAUAGGUAUAACAAAAAACCUUUGCCGAACGGACCGUCAAUGCUUGCCAAAAUACAUUUCCACCAGAAAAAGGAAAAGAAUGAUUGACAGCCUAAAUCAAGACAUUGAAAAUGCAUGCAGUUGCACUGAAAAGCAUUCAAUGAAUAAAUAGGCAUUUCCUUUCCAGCAUUGUUUUACAAARAGUAAAAUGAAAAGGAAUGCCCAAUGAAAUUGACAGCGAUAAGUCAAUUAGUGAAAAAGGGAUUCCAAUGAAAUCAAAUUUUGUUUAUAAAAUGCUAGAAGCUUAACGAAAUGUAAUAAAGAAUUUACGGUUAAAUGUCA
Actinia tenebrosa (Australian red waratah sea anemone) is the source of this 1506-nucleotide messenger RNA. Its product is annotated as putative protein 2. Lineage: Eukaryota; Metazoa; Cnidaria; Anthozoa; Actiniaria; Actiniidae. Gene Ontology annotation, cellular component: lysosomal membrane. The record is from RefSeq and is a predicted model, not a curated record.